AUCGGUUGUUCGUCAACCUAUCCUCUGAAGAUACUCCAUCUCCGGCUUUCGUUUCCCAGAUUCGCCUCUUCUCCAGGUAAGAAGUUGUUGAAUUGAGUGGAUAUAUAUUCAUCAACCAGGUUGAAGAAGACGACCCCAAGCAUAUGGCUACUUCAAAGAAAGUGAUCACACGUGACGAGUGGGAGAAGAAGCUAAACGCUGUAAAGCUCAGGAAAGAAGACAUGAACACUCUCGUCAUGAAUUUUCUUGUCACUGAAGGUUUUGUUGAAGCUGCUGACAAGUUCCAAAGGGAAUCUGGAACCAAACCAGAGAUAGAUCUUGCCACCAUCACAGAUCGAAUGGCUGUUAAAAAGGCUGUUCAAAACGGAAACGUCGAGGAUGCUAUUGAAAAAGUUAAUGACUUAAAUCCUGAGAUACUAGACACAAAUCCAGAGCUCUUCUUUCAUCUCCAGCAGCAAAGGUUGAUUGAACUUAUUCGACAAGGGAAGACUGAAGAAGCCUUGGAGUUUGCUCAGGAGGAGCUUGCACCACGUGGCGAAGAAAACCAAGCGUUUCUUCAAGAACUGGAAAAAACUGUAGCCCUGCUUGUUUUUGAAGAUGCAUCUAACUGCCCUGUUAAAGAUCUUCUUGACAUUUCCCACCGCCUUAAGACAGCAAGUGAAGUGAAUGCAGCCAUUCUUACUAGCCAGAGUCAUGAAAAAGAUCCAAAACUGCCAAGCUUGUUGAAGAUGCUGAUUUGGGCUCAGAAUCAACUGGAUGAGAAAGCAGUGUAUCCACACAUCAAUGAUUUGUCUACUGGCCAGCUCCAAAACCCGUCAGAAUAAUUCAAGCAAGUGGGGAAAAGCUGCAAAAGGGAACAAUCAAUGAUGCUCUUCUCUUCCCUUCAAUCUCAAUAACGCAAGAUGAUUCGUAUGUUUUAGCUUUCUGCUUUUCCCUUUUUCUUCUGCAUCGGAACUUGUUGGACCCGGAAUUCUUUAAUUAGGAUAUGUGGAAGUAUAAAGCUGUCUGUGGGCAAUGAAUUAUCCUAGUCAAACGUUGUGAUUGUCAAUACAUUCCAUGGGUCAUUGCAUGUGCACAUUUGUUUUGAAUGAAGUUAUCGAUC
This is a messenger RNA of Brassica rapa (field mustard), 1102 nucleotides long. RefSeq names its product protein GID8 homolog. NCBI's taxonomy places the organism in Eukaryota, Viridiplantae, Streptophyta, Magnoliopsida, Brassicales, Brassicaceae. Gene Ontology annotation, molecular function: protein binding. The record is from RefSeq and is a predicted model, not a curated record.